Suillus discolor is the source of this 1134-nucleotide messenger RNA. RefSeq lists its product as uncharacterized. The transcript is spliced from 3 exons. The record is from RefSeq and is a predicted model, not a curated record. Bases 1 to 1134 code for a protein of 377 amino acids. NCBI's taxonomy places the organism in Eukaryota, Fungi, Basidiomycota, Agaricomycetes, Boletales, Suillaceae.
AUGGGACUGCAGUAUGGUUGUCUCUUCCCUGCAUCUUUUACUUCACCGAAGACAGCAUUUACAUUUGCAGUGUUGGACGACUUCCUGCUGGACAACCUGGAAUGCAGGACAUCGGCAAUGAACUACUACAGUAAAUUAAGGAGAAUCACAUCAAGCGUGUUCCCUCAUCUGGUUCCAGACCGGUACAGAGAAUUGAUGAGGGUCGGCAGGCAGUGGAGACAAGUGAAGCAGCUCAAGUGGCAUGGGUUUGGCCAUGAGAAGCGAAAGCUGAAGGCAGGGGAGCUUGCACUCUUCUGUCCUGCAUGUCCUCAGCCCAGUGUAAACCUCAGUAUGUCAGACAGAAACAGAUCCGACCCUGCAUGGCUGUAUUUGAGAUCUUUGGUCAUGGAUGGCAAUUUCAAGGCCGAGCAUUUACAUCCCACCAAUCCAACCAAUGAAGUGGCAUUGACUGACGGCUUGGGCUUCAUGGUCAGCGAUGCCCGAUACAAAAUGCAUCUAUCCCAGGUGCAGGACAUUGUGCAAAGGUCAGACUGUAAUAACCACCGAGUGGUCAACCAAGCAAAUGCUUCCUGCCACCGGCUGGAAGCCACAGGGAUAGGAGGGUGUGCUUGCGCGAGACAUGGGUGUUUUGUCCCUCAUUCAAUGGUGGACUUCCAGAAGGGGGAAAGGCAAAUGAACAUGGAUUAUGCGCUGUGUCAAGCUCUGGGGUACAACACCGAUGGUAUUGAUUGGGCAUUGACAUUCUAUGACAUUAAUUGUCAAUACAACAAGCAUCUGAGCAAGCGGAUUGAGGACUCGCCCUAUCUUGACCUUCCAUGGGGCAUGGAGAUUAUUCCUGGCAUCGGGCUCUGGCAUGUCCACGGCCAUCAAGACAAAUGCUAUGUGCGGUAUGCAUCCAAUUUCAUAACAGGUGCCACCAGAAUCGACGGCGAAAUCAUGGAGACCCUGUGGGCGCCCUUGAACAUCAUAUCACCGUCAGCAAGAGGGAUGUCCACCCCUCACCGAAAGGAGUGUUUGGACUUUCAGAUGAAUGAUUGCAAUUUUAUAAAGAUGAUACACAUUAGUGAGCAAUAUCAUGUUAUCCAGCUAGCAAAUUCAAAUGCAUUUAGGCAAAUUCCUUUGCCGAAAAUUUAA